This is a messenger RNA of Salmo salar (Atlantic salmon), 2048 nucleotides long. NCBI's taxonomy places the organism in Eukaryota, Metazoa, Chordata, Actinopteri, Salmoniformes, Salmonidae. The record is from RefSeq and is a predicted model, not a curated record.
AUGAGUUGUGGGUACAAAACCCACAGCUGCAACCACAACAACCACAGCUGCACAAACAACAACAUCAUCUGCAAGAACAUCAACAACAGCACAGGCAACAACACCCGACACCAUGCCAAAAACAAACAACAACAGUCAUGUUCCUGUAACAACCACAUCUACAACGACAACCACAGCCGCAGCUCUGACAACCACAGCCAGCCCCACAACAACCACAGCUUCCCCCAAAUCAACUACAGAUGCUGUAACGACAACAACAGUUGUCCCCACAUCAUCCACAGCUGUUCAUACAACUACCAUAGCUACCCCCAAAACAACCACAGCUUUUUACACAACAACCUCAGCUUCACCAAUGAUAACUACAGCUGUACCAACAAUAACUACAGCCUCUGCUACAACAACAACACCUGUUGCUCCAACAACUACUGUUGCCCCAACCACUGCUCCAACAACAACCACAGCCUCCCCCACAACAACUACCCCUGCUGCUACGACAACAACGGCUGCUGCAACAACAAACACAGCCAUGCCAACAACAACCACAGCUGCUCUCGAAACAACAGCAGAUGUUCCAACAACAACCACAGCCACACCAAUGACAUCUACAGCUGUGGCUCCGAAAAAUGCACCCACAACAACCACAUAUUUUCUAACAACAACUGCAGCUGCUCCAACAACCACAACAGCUUCCUCUUCAACAACUACAGCUGCUCCAACAACCACAACAGCUUCCUCUUCAACAACCACAGCUGCUCCAACAACAACCACAGCUUUCCCCACAAAAACCACAGUUGCUGCUACUACAACAACAGCUGCUCCCACAACAACCACAGAUGCACCCACAACAACCACAGAUGCACCCACAACAACCACAUAUUUUCUCACAACAACUACAGCUGCUCCAACAACCACAACAGCUUCCUCUUCAACAACCACAUCUGCUCCAACAACAACCACAGCUUUCCCCACAACAACCACAGUUGCUGCUACUACAACAACAGCUGCGGAUACAACAACCAGAGAUGCACCCACAACAAUCCAAAAAAUGUUGACAACUACAGCAGCUCCCAGAACCACAACAGCUUCCCCUACAACAACCACAGCUGUACUCACAACAACCACAGCUGCUACUACAACAACAGCUGCAGCUACAACAACCAAAGCCAUCCCCACAACCACAGAUGUUCCUGUAACAACCACAUCUACAACGACAACCACAGCCGCAGCUCCAACAACCACAGCCAGCCCCACAACAACCACAGCUUCCCCCAAAUCAACCACAGAUGCUGUAACGACAACAGCAGUUGUCCCCACAUCAUCCACAGCUGUUCAUACAACUACUACAACAACCACAGCUGCCGCCACAACAACCACAGCUUUUUACACAACAACCUCAGCUUCACCAAUGAUAACUACAGCUGUACCAACAAUAACCACAGCCUCUGCUACAACAACAACACCUGUUGCUCCAACAACUACUGUUGCCCCAACCAGUGUUUCCACUGACCCUCCUACAGCAAAUGAAGGUGUACUUAUUCUGCAUUUCCGGCUGAAUAGUACAUUUUUGGAAGCCUACAAUAAUCAACAGUCCAAUGAGUACCUUAAUUUGGCAUCAAAUCUCACAACUGAGUUGAAUCGAGGAUACAAAAGUAUAUAUCCUGUAAUCUUCCUCAGAUGCAUCAUCAUCAGUUUCUGGUCUGGUUCUGUGGGUGUGACAACCAACUUGAUCUUCACAAGCCAGUCUGUGGUCCCUAACGUUACAAAUGUAGAGGACUCCCUCAAGACGUCCAUCAACACGCUCACAGUCUUCUUAGAUGUUAUCACUGGCAGUAUCAAAGCUGAACUCCAGAAUAACAUGACUGCUACUACGACUACCAACACAACGACAGCUGCUCCAACAACAACCACAGCCUCCCCCACAACAACUACCCCUGCUGCUACGACAACAACGGCUGCUGCUACAACAAAUACAGCCAUGCCAACAACAACCACAGAUGCUCCCGAAACAACAACAGAUGUUCCCACAACAACCACAGCUUCUCCCACAA